AUGGGACUACACGGUGCGUGGCUACUGCAGCGGACCACCGUGCUGAUCGCUGCUGUAUUUGCCUGCAGCUUUCAACUAUCGGAUAGUGCCACCGCACGGCCCACCACGUUGAAUUGCAUCUACAGUGCAACAAAGUGCACAUUCGCCGGUGCUUCGGUACGCAUAAUCAACGACAGCCCGCUACCGGCGUACCAGUUGGCGAUUAGUGGGUACGAUGGCGUAUCCGAUCUCACCGUUUCCUUCGCGAACAGUGUGGUGGAGUAUGUUCCAGGGUUGGUUUUUGCCCCGUUACCGAACACCACAGUGAUCCGAUUAACCGGAACGCAAACGCGCGUCAUAAACGAGGAUGCUUUUCAAGGCUUGAAACGUGUUAGUGCGAUUAUGAUUGCCGAUAAUCCGUUGGAAUUUCUGCCCAAAAAUAUCUUUCGCGAGCUGUACACACUGCGCACAUUAAAGCUUAUUGAUAUUGGCCUGACCACCAUCGCUCCCGAGUGGUUCCGUGAUCUGGGACAGCUGAAUUUCCUUACCGUGACGAAGAAUCGUGUUCGCACAUUGGAUGCGGCCGUUUUCCAGCGCUGUCCCAAAAUUUGGAACCUCGAUCUCUCCGGGAAUGCAAUCGAAAGUUUACCGGAAACGGUGUUCGAUCCGCUGACCGACGUAGAGUCCAUCAAGCUGGAUAAUAAUCGUUUGGAAGAGGUACACGAGAACUUGUUUGCCAACACAGGCGACCUGCGGCGGUUGACACUCAGCAACAACUCGCUCACGUUUGUGUCGCCUAUUUUGCUGCGAAACUUAAGUAAUCUUGAAGAGCUACACCUGCGCUGGAAUCGGAUCGAAGAUUUUCAGCUACUAUUUUUCCCCUCGAUUAAACCGUUUGCGUUAGAUCUGCGAAAUAAUGGGCUCGUUUCGUUUGAUCGAACCAUGCUCACCGUGCUGGAAAAUCUUGAUGCCAUCUGGCUGAAUGAUAAUCGCAUUACCACCAUUGCGCCCGAUACGUUUCAUGAUGCGGUCAACACCACACUGAUUGAGCUGGACGAUAACUAUCUGGAGGUGCUGCCGGUGGAGCUGCUGGCGGGCCUCACUCAUUUGCGGGUAUUUGCGGCAAGCAACAAUAAAAUAAAAGCCGUCCCAGAGGAGCUAUUUCUCGAGAAUCUCGAGGUAAAGCAGAUACGUCUCGCGGGCAAUCUUAUCGAAACGUUGCCGGCAAAGUUUUUCGCCGAACUGCCGAUCCUGGAGGAGCUGUAUCUCAACCGGAACAAUCUCGUGGCGUUGCUGGAGGACGCCUUCGUGGAUUGUCCCGUGCUGCGCGUAAUACAACUGGGACAUAAUCAACUGGCCUCGAUUUCACCGCGUACUUUUGCACAGCAACAGCAAAGCAUUCGAUUGCUCGAUAUUAAGUCCAACCACUUGACCAGCAUAGAAUUCGUAAAAGGAUUAAAGUAUCUCACUAGACUCGAUUUGGAGGCAAACGGGAUAAGCGAGCUGCAGGGAAACUCCUUUGAAGGAGCAUCCAACAUAACUCAACUGCUUCUGUCGUACAACAAUCUGAACCGUCUGACAAGUGAAUAUUUCCAGGGCCUAAGCAAACUUAGGGUGUUGAAUGUAUCAAAUAAUGCUAUCAAUCGUAUUGAAGCUGAUACCUUCAAAAAAAUGUCAGCGCUCGAUGAGUUGCACCUCAACGGAAAUGAAAUCGAUAGCUUGCCAUCUGAAGUCUUCACAGCACUGAGCGCCCUCAAGAAACUUUCCGUGGGAAACAAUAAGCUUGAAGAUAUUUCAGCUACGUUAUUACAGAGCCUACCCAUGCUUCAAGAAUUUGAUCUGUCCAAUAACCCGAUCGUGAACGUUAAUGAACAAUUUCUUCACUAUACGCUCAACAUGCAGCGUCUGUCUCUUAACGGAAUCCGCCUUCAGCGCCUUGGUAAGAACUUUCUGCUCAAACCGUUAGCCCUGCAGUUCCUUAGUCUAGAAAGAUGCUCAAUUGCGGAAAUCGACACGGAAUCAUUUUCGUCGUUUGGUUCGAUAUAUCCAGCGGUGUUGCUGUUACGCGGAAACGAGUUAAGUGUGCUGCCGAGAGGGUUGUUUCUCAAUUCUCGGAUGCUGGCAGUGCUGGAUUUAUCGUUAAAUCGACUCAUCGAACUGAGCCCGGAUGCCUUCGCAUCCGAUAACGCGUUGCACGAGCUCUACUUGGAAGGUAACAUGAUUCAUCGGCUGUGGCCAAGGAACUUUUACAAAUUCCGUAACCUGAAGGUACUGAAUUUAAGAAACAACUCCAUUGAAUGGAUCCCGGAUGGUACCUUUGAAGGGUUAGAUAGUUUGAAGGUACUAGAUUUUGGCAAUAACAAGCUGACCCGAUUACCGCCGACGGUGUUUGCUAACCUGAUAAGCUUAGAGUUUAUUAGCGCCGAUGGAUUGGGCUUGCAGACGCUGGACAGGGAUUUGUUUACUAAUCAACCAAACCUUAAGGCGAUUUUCCUGCAGAACAAUCGGCUUGAUGAGCUGGAGCUGGGCAUGUUCCGUAAAAAUGCCUUACUCAAGCAACUUAGCAUUGCAAACAAUUCAUUCAUCAGCUUUCCAUUGCACGAAUAUAAGCAGCUAAAUGAAUCGCUUCGUUCAUUGGACGUGUCAGACAACGCGAUCGAAACGUUGAUUGUGACGCCGGCUUUAGAGGAGUUGAAGGCGUCACGAAAUCAAAUUUCACACAUCUUUUCAGUUGCCGAAGUCGACCCGGCUCUGGUUAAUAUCGAUCUGUCAUCCAACCGGCUUUCUACUGUCGAGGAUUUGAGCGGUUUUAAACAUCUGGAAGUGUUGGACGUCUCUCAUAAUCCGCUUGAUGCGUUUGAUUUUACACAUUUAGCUGCGUUCUACAAUCUUACCUAUUUCAACGCUUCCUCUUUAGACGUGUCCACGCUAUCUCUGACCACUGACGGUAUGCUGCUUCCGUCCCUUACCAGUCUGGACUUGUCCAACAACGGCAUACAAGCUGUGUCUGAGGAGUUUCUGAAUAGUUUCCCAAGACUUACGCAGCUCUAUCUACAAAAUAAUCCUCUGCAUGGAUACACCUACAAGUUCUUUUUCGACAUUUUCCCCUCACUGACAUUGCUUGGUUUGGAUCUAUUUAAAGCUUACGAAAAUCCGAAACAUCUUCCCUCCGUUCGCAUGCCACCAGCACGUUCCAUUCUCAACCUGUACAGUUCAAAAAAGGAGCUCACUGGAGGAGGUUUUAUGUUAGGGGAGAGCAUGGCAGCAUGA
This is a messenger RNA of Anopheles maculipalpis, 3249 nucleotides long. Its product is annotated as protein artichoke-like. Bases 1 to 3249 code for a protein of 1082 amino acids. Lineage: Eukaryota; Metazoa; Arthropoda; Insecta; Diptera; Culicidae. The record is from RefSeq and is a predicted model, not a curated record. Gene Ontology annotation, molecular function: protein binding. The transcript is spliced from 5 exons.